AUGUUUACAUAUUUAGAAUUAGAAAAUGCAAGAUUAGAAAAUAAAGUAAAAAAAUAAAUGUUUAUUGACAAAUAUAAUGAUUAAAUGAUAGUGAAUUAAUUAUCAGGGGUUAAGUAAGCCAAUAUUAAAGUAGUAACAAGAAAAUCUGGAAUGAAUUAAGUUUCUUAGAUACCUACGUCUUAAAAUUAAUCUUCAAAUGAAGUUUAGUAGUCAUAAGUAUCUCAAAGAAUACAAAUUUCUUAAUCUUAAAUUUAAAACUAUUAAAGUCUUGAUAAAAAGUAAAUUAACAAUUAUAUUAACUUAGCUAUUAGACUUAAAAAUAAUGA
Molecule: messenger RNA, 326 nt
Organism: Paramecium sonneborni
Lineage: Eukaryota; Ciliophora; Oligohymenophorea; Peniculida; Parameciidae
Source: the annotation of a GenBank genome assembly